CGUCUUACAAAAUCCUUCUCCUUUCCUUUUUCAUCCGUCCCAAAAAAUUCUUCCAUUUCUUUAUUAAAAAGUUAGGGGCUGUUUGUUUCAGCCUCUUAAUGGUUCAGAUGUCUGAAUGGUUCAGCACUUAAUGGUUCAGACUGUUUGUUUCAGCCUCUUAAUGGUUCAGAUGUCUGAAUGGUUAAGAGAUUUGCCUCUGAAUGGUUAAGUAUUAUACAGAGUCUGAAUGGUUAAGACCUCUUAUCUGAAUUGAUCAGACAUUUGCCUCUGAAUAGUUAAGCAAUAUACUAGCUCUUAAUGGUUCACACCUCUUACUGCUCCGUUUUCUCAAUCCUUGAUUUCUGGCGGCCGUAUGGAAGGCGAGAUCCCGGAGAAGACGGAUCGUCGCCGUCAAGACGGAGACGGGGAGAACAGUAGCGGAAAGCUGAGGAUCGGCGGUCAGAAGCCGUCAACGCCGCCGUCCGCGGCGGCGGAGAAGAAGGAGCACGUCUGCGCGGACUGCGGCAAGGUGUUCAGCUCCGGGAAGGCGCUCGGAGGUCACAUGAGCAGCGCGCACGUCCAGGCGGGCCGGGACUACUCGUACAAGAAGAAGAAGAAGACCCCGCUCCGCCGCGGCGGCGGCGGCGCUGCGGCGUUUUCCGACGAAGACGAGGAGGCGGCCGACGAGGAUGAGGACCUAGCUCUCCGCGAGUACUACCGCGGAAUAGACGGGAAAAUCCGUUGCAAUCUUUGCGGGAAGCGGUUCCCCUCGAGGAAGUCCUUGUUCGGCCACAUGAGAUGCCAUCCGGAGAGGGGGUACAGGGGAAUGGAACCGCCAAUCGACGAAGCCGAGGACAGCGGCGAAGAGGACCGCCGCCGCCGCUAUCUGCCCGACCAACCCGGCGGCGGCGCGGGGGUCGAAUUGGAGAGGCUACUGUGGGGCUGGUCGGUGAAGGGGACGAGAGGGCGGCCGCCGAUUCAGACGGCCUUCUCCUCGUCCUCUUCCUUUUCCCGAGACGAAGUCAAACUCCACCGGGCGGUCAACAACCUGGUAAGUCUUGUCAAGGCCGCCGAUUCUCCAUCUCCCAAAAACCCUAAUAAGCUCCAAUUUCUGGAUGAGAAGAGAAAUUGCCUUGUUCUCGAUGCUGGUAAUUUCAAUAAUGGAUCUGCAAACAAGGGGAAGGGGAAGGUGGUGUGGGAACCCAGGUAUAGAUCCGGGGAGAAAUCGAGCUCCGAAGAGGAGGACGAUGACGUGGCAGGCUCGAUGAGCUCGGAAGACGAGGACGACGAAGAAGAAGAAUUGGGGAUGGCAUUGGUCAAUUUGAAGAAUGGGUCUUCUUUGGGAUCUGACAACAACAACAAGAAGAGGAAGAGAACAAGUGAGGAGGAUUUUGGAGGAGGCAUUGGUUGGAAGUAUAAUAGGAGCAGUAAUAAUUGUGGAGGGGAAGAAGAAGAGAAUAACAAUAACAACAAGUUCAAAUGCAGCACUUGUAGCAAGUGCUUCACCAGCCACCAGGCCUUGGGAGGCCACAGGUCAAGCCACAACAAGUUCAAAGUCACCAUCCAAAACGCCAUUGAUGUCGUCGCGGAGGAGGAUGAAGACAACAAUAAUGGCGAAGAAGAAGAAGAAGAAGACUGCACGAUUGGCAGCUACCAAUGCGGGGUUUGCAACAAGGCGUUUGCGACGCGGAGGGCAUUGGGCGGUCACAGGAAGUGCCAUUCCACCCCCGCCUCUAGCCUGCAACAACAGCACCACCACCAUCAGCAGCAGCAGCUGAUCAUGGCCUCAGCUGCUGUUGCCGCUGUUGGUGCUGUUGCUGCUGCUACUACUACCACCACCACCUCUUCAUCUUCCCCUCCUCGGCUUGUCGAAAAUCGCAAGAUUAUUCUCGAUUUCGAUCUCAACGAGAUUCCAGAUGACGACAUGGACGACGCUCAAAUCGAGUGAUGAUGAUGAUGAUGAUGAUGAUUGAAUCCAUCCAAGGCAAAUGUCUGAUCAAUUCAGAUAAGAGGUCUUAACCAUUCAGACUCUGUAUAAUACUUAACCAUUCAGAGGCAAAUCUCUUAACCAUUCAGACAUCUGAACCAUUAAGAGGCUGAAACAAACAGUCUGAACCAUU
Messenger RNA from Cuscuta campestris, 2099 nucleotides. The record is from the annotation of a GenBank genome assembly. NCBI's taxonomy places the organism in Eukaryota, Viridiplantae, Streptophyta, Magnoliopsida, Solanales, Convolvulaceae.